Messenger RNA from Telopea speciosissima, 1297 nucleotides. RefSeq names its product T-complex protein 1 subunit epsilon-like. Gene Ontology annotation, biological process: protein folding. The annotation marks the transcript as partial. Gene Ontology annotation, molecular function: ATP binding; ATP-dependent protein folding chaperone. The transcript has 7 exons. Lineage: Eukaryota; Viridiplantae; Streptophyta; Magnoliopsida; Proteales; Proteaceae. The record is from RefSeq and is a predicted model, not a curated record. Gene Ontology annotation, cellular component: chaperonin-containing T-complex.
UUACAUUUCAUUACGUUACUUCUCUCUCUCGUUCUGAAUCUUUCGGCAUUCUCUUGCAGCGUGAAUCGGUGCAAGCGCUCCUUAGCUGAGAUUGCUGUUAAAGCAGUUCUUGCUGUUGCUGAUCUGGAGAGGAAGGAUGUUAACUUGGACUUGAUUAAAGUCGAGGGCAAAGUAGGGGGGAAGCUGGAAGACACAGAGCUAAUUUAUGGUAUUGUUGUUGACAAGGAUAUGAGCCAUCCGCAGAUGCCAAAGAGAAUUGAAAAUGCGAAAAUAGCUAUUCUUACUUGCCCUUUUGAGCCGCCUAAGCCCAAGACUAAGCAUAAGGUUGACAUUGACACACUGGAAAAAUUCCAGACCUUACGUCAACAAGAGCAGAAAUACUUUGAUGAAAUGGUUCAGAAAUGCAAGGAUGUUGGUGCUACCCUGGUUAUUUGUCAGUGGGGGUUUGAUGAUGAAGCGAAUCACUUAUUAAUGCACCGGAACUUGCCUGCUGUAAGAUGGGUUGGUGGAGUAGAGUUAGAGUUGAUUGCAAUAGCUACAGGUGGAAGAAUUGUGCCAAGGUUCCAGGAAUUGACACCGGAAAAGCUGGGAAAGGCUGGUUUAGUGAGAGAAAAAUCAUUUGGGACCACUAAAGACAGAAUGCUCUAUAUUGAGCAGUGUGCAAAUUCAAGGGCUGUGACUAUAUUCAUUCGUGGUGGUAACAAAAUGAUGAUAGAGGAGACAAAGCGCAGCCUCCAUGAUGCCUUGUGUGUGGCUAGGAAUCUAAUCCGCAAUAACUCUAUUGUAUACGGUGGUGGAUCAGCUGAAAUUUCUUGCUCACUUGCUGUUGAGGCUGCUGCGGACCGAUAUCCAGGAGUGGAGCAGUAUGCUAUCAGGGCCUAUGCUGAUGCUUUGGACUCAAUUCCUAUGGCACUUGCCGAGAACAGUGGCCUCCAACCCAUCGAAACACUAUCUGCAGUCAAAUCUCAACAACUCAAGGAGAACAACCCCUGUUGUGGGAUAGACUGCCAUGAUGUUGGGACAAAUGACAUGCAUGAACAGAAUGUUUUUGAGACUUUGAUUGGAAAGCAGCAGCAGAUCUUGCUGGCCACUCAAGUCGUCAAAAUGAUUCUCAAAAUUGAUGAUGUCAUCUCGCCUUCUGAUUACUGAUUCAUCAGGUAGAUUUCUUUGUGAACCAGCUUGGAGUUCUGCAUUUCCUGAAAGCAUCACAUGAUUUGUGUUUGUUCACACGUUGCAUGUUGGGUCAAAUGCCAUAUUUUGAUUAAUGGAAUGAUUGUAUGGAGAUUUGACUGCUUCA